Messenger RNA from Exophiala bonariae, 1623 nucleotides. RefSeq lists its product as uncharacterized. The record is from RefSeq and is a predicted model, not a curated record. NCBI's taxonomy places the organism in Eukaryota, Fungi, Ascomycota, Eurotiomycetes, Chaetothyriales, Herpotrichiellaceae. Gene Ontology annotation, molecular function: myo-inositol:proton symporter activity. Gene Ontology annotation, biological process: myo-inositol import across plasma membrane. The coding region runs from base 1 to 1623 and encodes 540 amino acids. Gene Ontology annotation, cellular component: membrane. The transcript has a single exon.
AUGACCUCCUUGCACGACGACACAGCCGUAAACGCGCCCCUCAUCACUGCCGACCACGGUGAAGGCCAAGGAGACAACCGCCGGGUCUCAACCUCGAUACUCCAGUCUUCUGGCAACGCAUUCGUCUGGGCUCUGACGCUCUCCGCCUGCGUCUCUGGCCUUCUUUUCGGCUUCGACACAGGCGUUAUCAGUGGCACACUGGUGUCGAUCGGAACCGACCUUUCCUCUCGCGAAUUGACAAACCUCGACAAAGGUCUCAUCACUUCUUGCACCAGUCUCUUUGCCUUGAUUGCCAGCCCUGGCGCCGGAGUAUUGGCGGACAAAUGGGGUCGGAAGAAUAUUAUACUAUGUGCGGAUGCACUGUUUACCCUGGGCGCAUUGUGGCAGGCCUUUACAACAUCAGUCUGGGGCAUGAUCUUUGGAAGAAGCAUUGUGGGCCUGGCAAUUGGAGGUGCAAGUCUGAUUGUCCCCUUAUACAUAUCUGAGCUCGCACCGGGCCAUCUACGCGGCAGGCUGGUGACCGUGUCUUUACUGUUCAUCACUGGUGGGCAAGUCAUCGCAUAUGUGAUAGGAUGGCUCUUCUCAGCACGAGUUUCUGGCUGGCGUUGGAUGGUCGGUCUAGGCGCCGUUCCUGCUCUUGCUCAGCUCAUCAUGCUGAUGUUCAUGCCGGAGACGCCUCGAUACCUCGCCAAAGCACAGCGCGAGAUGGAGGCUAAAGCUGUACUUGGGAAAGUGUAUCGUGGCAUGGUGCCAGACACUACUAUUUUGGUCAAUGAGGUGAUGCUCGCCAUCAAGAAGGAAAUUCUCGAGGAGGAGGAAGCUCAUGUCAACAUCAAAAGCACCUCUAGCUCACGAUUCUUUCCACCCACAUUGCAGUCGCUUCUAUUGCACCCACCACAUGCCCGUGCUCUUACAAUUGCAUGCUCCCUGCAAGCCCUGCAACAGGCGUGUGGCUUCAAUGUCUUGAUGUAUUUCUCAGCGACCAUCUUUCAGAUGCUUCGAUUCGACUCUCCGACCCUUACAUCUCUGAGUGUCGCAGGGACCAACUUCAUUUUCACGAUUGCAGCAUUCCACCUGAUCGACCGAAUCGGGCGGCGCAAGAUAUUGUUGAUUACUAUUCCAUUAAUGGUGGUAGCAUUACUUGCGUGCGCUGCAAGCUUUGUGUUUGUCAGGCUCCCAAAUAGUCAUCAUUCUCGGGACGAGCCACCAAAUGACGGCGCCGCCGGAAAUGCUUCCCGCCUUCCAGCAAUUUGUAUCCUUCUUUCUAUCCUUCUCUAUGUCUCCACGUAUGCGACAGGGCUAGGGGUUGUGCCAUGGCAACAAUCCGAAUUGUUUCCUCUCAGCGUACGUUCAGUCGGAUCGAGUUUGGCGACGGCCACGAACUGGGGAUGUAACACAAUCGUGGGCUUGACGUUCUUACCCAUGAUGGAUCUCUUGACUCCGCAGUGGACAUUUGUCUGCUAUGCUGCCAUUUGUGCGGUGGGUUGGUGCGUCAUCUGGCGAAUAUAUCCUGAGACCAUGGGACUUGCACUGGAGGAAGUAGGAGAUCUAUUGCGGCAUGGGUGGGGGAUUAAGGAGAGCACGGAUAGGCUGAAGCGGAGGACAAUGGGUGGUGGAAGUUGA